AUGUAUAUGGCCACCUUCAUGCCUGCCAGGCAGAAAGUCUGGGUCGGGGCUAUCCAACGGCGAGUCAGCAUAAUCUCCUCGGCGCUGAAAUCAAUGAAAAGUGUCAAGAUGCUCGGUCUAUCUCAAGUGCUCGCCAAUACCCUUCAGGCGCAAAGAGAGCGUGAAUUAGAUUUGUCCAGGAACUUCCGAUGGUUGAUCGUGUGGUUGAACGUGGUUGCGAGUUUGCCUCAGAUGUGUGCCUCUCUCGUUACGUUUGCGGCUUUCGUUAUUCGCGCAAAGAUUGAUCACUCGGAGACACUAUCGACCGUGCAAGCAUUUACAUCCCUUGCAAUCAUUAGUCUUAUCACAAGCCCGGCGCUACAGUUAUUGGCAUCAAUCCCGGCAAUAACUGCCGCUUUGGGUGCCUUUGACCGAAUUCACAAAUUCCUCACUUCUCCCACAGAUCACUUACCAGCCGAGAGAAGCCUGGACACAGAGUCAGACCUUUCUACCAGGAAUGGAUCGGCGGUCGAACUGAAGGUCUUGGCACCAAAGUCCUCCGACCAUGUUGUUCUAACCAUGACGGACGCUUAUAUCCGUCCAGCUACUGGAUCCGCGUUCUCCCUUGAGGCUAUCCAUCUAGUCAUCAAGACGGGUACAGUAACAAUGAUUACUGGCCCGGUUGGGUCUGGGAAGUCGACUCUGUUAAAAGCAGCCGUAGGGGAGAUACCAUGUAGCCAAGGAACGGUUACACGACUGCGGCCGGAUGCUGCCUAUUGCAGCCAAGUUCCAUGGCUCCAGAACGCUUCCAUUCGCAACAACAUAUGUGGUUAUACUGAGAUAGACCAUACCUGGUAUAGUGAGGUACUAAGGGCGUGUGCCUUAGAAGAGGACAUCUCUCGAAUGCCGGGGCGUGAUCAUUCUGUGGUCGGUAGCGGGGCUCUCAAGCUGAGUGGAGGACAGAAGCAGCGUCUGGCACUGGCUCGGGCGAUCUACUCAAGGAAAAACCUUCUGGUGCUAGACGAUGCACUAAGUGCUGUUGACAACAAGACCGCACAGUAUGUCGCAGAGGCUCUAUUUGGCGAUAAUGGAAUAUGCAGACGCAUAGGUGUGGCUGUAUUGAUGGCAACUCAUUCAGACCACCAUCUACGCUUCGCAGAUAACGUUGCCAUCUUAAACUCGAGCGGACGUAUCGAAAAACAAGGCCCCAGGCAGAGCUUAGGUUUCGCCUCGCAUGUAUAUCCUGACACCACGGAUGCCACUCCAGAGACCCCGACUGUCCUCACUGACAGCGGAGAGGAGACGUCUACCAAGAAAGUUGAAACACUGACUGUCGAUGACAUAGCUGAUAUAUCCCGCCGUAUGGGUGAUACUGCAGUCUACACCUACUACCUGAAGGCGAUAGGAUGGCGUCACACGUUGGUUGCCUGCACGAUUAUUAUUGUACACACAUUCUCCUCUGUGUUCCCUCAAAUAUGGUUGGAGUUGUUUACGGAUGACAAUGGAAAGAAGGCUGCCCAGUUUAUUUGUGUUUACGUCCUACUUGCUGUGGCCGCCUCAGGCUCGCAGGGACUAAUGAUAUGGCAAAUCAUGAUCAAGAUUGUCAUCACGUCAGGGCUGGGACUACACAAGAUUCUUGUCCAAACCGUAAUAAAUGCGCCGAUGCAUUUCUUCGCCGAGGUUGAUUCCGGAGUCAUCCUCAACAGGUUCAGCCAGGACAUGACACUUGUCGACGCUGUACUACCCACGAUGGCGUUUGGCACAGUCCUUAGUGUCGCACAGUGCUUCGCUCAGGUUGCCUUAAUCUCGCUGGGCUCCAGCUACAUGGCGCUGACAAUUAUUCCGUGCUUACUAGUAUUGUACUGCGCCCAGAAAGUCUAUCUACGGACAUCCAGACAGCUCCGGUUUCUCGAUCUGGAAGCCAAAAGCCCAUUGUAUACAAUGUUCGUGGAAACUCUUGACGGUAUCUCUACAAUUCGCGGCCUUGGCUGGCAGCGGUCAUUUGUAGCAGAGUGCUUACGCCGGCUUGACGAUUCGCAAAAGCCUUACUACCUUCUCUAUUGCAUCCAGCGAUGGCUCAACGUUGUUCUUGAUCUUCUUGUUGCUUGCUUGGCUGUGAUACUAAUUGCACUGGCAACCUCGUUACGAAGCUCGACCGAUCCGGGGAAACUGGGAGUUUCAUUGACUGCGAUUAUGGCGUUCAGCCAGACCCUGCAGGAAGUUGUGACCAGUUGGACGGGCCUGGAAACAUCCCUUGGUGCAAUUGCACGGACAAGAUCUUUUGAGAUGAAAACACCCACUGAGUAUCAACCCCAGAAACCAGUGAUCCCUUCGUCAACUUGGCCUGUUGAUGGGAAUAUUGAGAUCAGGUCUCUUUCUGCUUCCUAUGAUGGCGUCACACGUGCGCUAGACGAAAUCAAUCUGACCAUAAACCCUGGGGAAAAGGUGGUUAUACGUGGACGGACUGGCAGCGGGAAGAGCACACUGGUCUCGGCCCUUCUUCGACUGAUUGAUACCCAGAGCGGCACGAUUACAAUUGACUGGAUAGACAUCUCCACCGUUCCACUAGAUGUACUCCGAUCUCGUAUUAUCGUCAUUCCCCAGGACCCUUUUCUACUCCCUGGAUCUAUCCGCUUCAACCUGGAUCCGACUUCUCGAUCUACAGACCCAAUUUUGCUUUCAGCAUUAGAAAAGGCUAAUCUGCUCUCUCUUGUCACGUCGCGUGGGGGGCUGGAUGCGGAAUUGACACCGACCUCCUUGUCCCAAGGCGAGCAAAGAUUGUUUGCGUUGGCAGUUGCGCUGGUGCGGAAAUGGAGUCGCGACAGUGAUGCUCGCGAUAGCGGCGGCAUUUUGAUUCUUGAUGAAGCAACGAGUGGCACGGACGCUGUCACUGAUGCGCUGAUGCAGAAGGUUAUCGAUGAUGUGUUCGGUCGAUAUACGUUUCUCCAUGUAUCGCACCGGCCUGAUAGUGUGACGGGGGCAGAUCGAGUUAUUGAGAUGGAAAAUGGUCGUAUCGUGAGGGACUAUCCCUCCACUUAG
This is a messenger RNA of Aspergillus luchuensis, 3018 nucleotides long. RefSeq lists its product as uncharacterized. The transcript has 9 exons. The record is from RefSeq and is a predicted model, not a curated record. Gene Ontology annotation, cellular component: membrane. Gene Ontology annotation, biological process: transmembrane transport. NCBI's taxonomy places the organism in Eukaryota, Fungi, Ascomycota, Eurotiomycetes, Eurotiales, Aspergillaceae. Gene Ontology annotation, molecular function: ABC-type transporter activity; ATP binding; ATP hydrolysis activity. Bases 1 to 3018 code for a protein of 1005 amino acids.